Sphaeramia orbicularis (orbiculate cardinalfish) is the source of this 1959-nucleotide messenger RNA. Its product is annotated as G protein-activated inward rectifier potassium channel 3-like. Gene Ontology annotation, biological process: regulation of monoatomic ion transmembrane transport; potassium ion import across plasma membrane. Bases 298 to 1854 code for a protein of 518 amino acids. The transcript has 3 exons. The record is from RefSeq and is a predicted model, not a curated record. Gene Ontology annotation, molecular function: inward rectifier potassium channel activity. Lineage: Eukaryota; Metazoa; Chordata; Actinopteri; Kurtiformes; Apogonidae. Gene Ontology annotation, cellular component: plasma membrane.
UCUGGCUCCUUGGUGUUUCUCAGAUUAAUUUUGAGGAUUACUGAUAAUCCCUGCAAGUGGAAUAAAUUGCUGCAGUGACUUAAACACUGAUCAUCCCACUUCAGACUUAUGGGACCUCCGAUUGAUGAGAACCACCAGUAAAGAAGAGCAUCAUGUUGCAUGGAGUUGCUAUUUUUUAAGACAAAUUUACAGUUGAUAUAAAUCAUUUUACCAGAUUUUUUUUUUCUGUUUGAAAAUAAAAAACAAAAAUUCAAACUGGAGGAGUAGCCAGGAUCUUAUCCCAGCGUCUUUACGAGCAUGUCAGCGAUGAUCUCCAUGGUAUCAAGCACCAGAGAUACUCCUGAGGAGUUCAGCAGCGUGAGCAGAAGCUCAGUCUGGAUGGAGGUGCGCAGGAAUUCCAUUCCCCCGACACAGAGUCUCACUGCUAAACAUCUACUUGCUUACCUGCCCAAACCACAGACAGAGACCAUGCACUGCCCUCCCUACACUUACAAGGCUGCAGCUAAAUCUGCAGUGGCUUCUAUGAUAAACCCAAAAACAGCCUCUCUCAUCCACAGUUUGACCCUCCCCCCAUCUCAGAAUGAAUCUGCUGUUCAGGCACUGAGCCCCUGCAGUCAGUCCUCAAUUCCCCACCAGUUCUCAGUCCAAGGAGCUGCUCUGGAACCAGUGGAAGAGAACCCAAAGCCUCAGAGGGUACAUCGCAGUAGACAUCUUAAACGUUUCAGCUCCAAAUGGCAAUCUAGAGGUUCGACCAGCAGUAGUAAUAUUCCACUCCAUGGUGCUGAGAAGCUGAAUGGUACCAAGAGUCACAAGAAACGCUGUAAGCUGCUCGGGGAUGAGAACUCAAUACAUGUUAGUGCGGGGAAUCAGCGUCAGCGUUAUGUCACUAAAGAUGGCAAAUGCAGGGUCAAUCUGGGACCAAUUGAAGAUAAGAGUCGCUUCCUCUCAGACAUUUUUACCACAUUAGUUGACCUCAAGUAUCGCUGGUUCCUCCUUGUCUUUACUCUAUGCUACAUUCUUACAUGGAUGGCCUUUGCCCAAAUUUACUAUUUAGGUGCCUGGCUUCGUGGUGACAUCAUACAUGUCCAUGACCCUGAAUGGCAAGCAUGCUUUCAAAAUGUUGAUGGGUUCCUGUCAGCCUUGCUGCUGUCUUUGGAGAGCCAGAGAACUAUUGGGUACGGCUCCAGGAUGGUCACAGCCAACUGCCCCGAGGGUGUGGUCCUCCUUAUGAUCCAGUCCAUCAUCGGCUCCAUUAUCGAUGCUCUGAUGGUAGGCUGCAUGUUUGUAAAAAUCUCCCGGCCACAGCAGAGAGCACAAACACUAAUCUUCAGCAAGUACUGUGUCAUUUGUGAGCGUGAUGAAAAACUAUGUUUGCUCUUUCGCAUUGGUGACCUGAGAGAGAGCCACAUGGUGGACGCCAAGAUCCGCGCCAAGCUGAUCAAGUCCAGGCAGACCAAAGAAGGCGAGUUCAUCCCACUGGAGCAGUCAGAAAUCAAUCUAGGCUAUGACACAGGGGGGGACAGACUCCUGCUGGUGGAACCACAGACCAUCACUCAUGUCAUUAAUGAGAGCAGUCCAUUCUGGGCAGUGGGGGCUGAGAAUCUAAAGAGGGAGACUUUUGAGAUCAUUGUCAUCCUGGAAGGCAUUGUAGAGGCUUCAGGAAUGACAUGCCAGGCCCGUACGUCAUACACCGAGGAUGAAAUCCUGUGGGGCUGCCGGUUUGAGUCAUGCAUUUCCUUGGAGAAGGGAGCGUUUCGUGUGGACUACAGUGUGUUUGACAAAACCUUUGAAGUCCAGAUGACCCCAGACAGUGCAAAACACAGGAGCUCAGCAAAGAAAGAAGUUCUGUUUUAGUUCAUGUAAACCUAUAAAGACCCAAACUUCCACCACCAAAACCAUCUACUUAUAUAAAAUGUUUAAUACCUGUUGAUCCACUGAUCUUGUCAAUGCAUGUAAAUG